This is a messenger RNA of Cheilinus undulatus (humphead wrasse), 1759 nucleotides long. RefSeq names its product FSHD region gene 1 (gene frg1). Gene Ontology annotation, cellular component: striated muscle dense body; nucleolus; catalytic step 2 spliceosome. The transcript has 9 exons. The record is from RefSeq and is a predicted model, not a curated record. NCBI's taxonomy places the organism in Eukaryota, Metazoa, Chordata, Actinopteri, Labriformes, Labridae. Gene Ontology annotation, molecular function: actin filament binding. Bases 72 to 839 code for a protein of 255 amino acids.
GUUGUGUCUGUAACAGGACACAGAACUCGUACGCUGGCUAGCAGACGUGCUGGUGGCUACUACAUAGAGCUAUGGCUGAAUAUUCUCACGUUAAAUCAACAAAAUUGGUUUUAAAGGGAUUUAAUAAAGGGAAAAAGAAGAAGCAUAAAGAUAAGAAGAGAAAGGCAGAAGAUGAUGAAGCAAAAACAGAUUUUGUCGCUGGCUGGUGGACCGUCAGCCGCUUUGGGGAAAUCAGUGGAACGGUUGCCAUAGAAAUGCAGAACAACUCGUACGUCCAUGCCCUGGAUAGCGGCCUCUUCACACUUGGUGCACCCCACAGAGCUGAUGAAGGACCUGACCCCCCAGAGCAGUUUACAGCCAUCAAGCUUUCUGACACAAGGGUAGCCUUGAAGUCUGGAUAUGGCAAAUACCUGGGUAUCAACUCUGAUGGUUUGGUAGUGGGACGCUCUGAUGCCAUUGGUGCCAGGGAACAAUGGGAAGCAGUCUUUCAGGAUGGCAAAAUGGCUCUCCUGGCAGCAAAUAGCUGUUUCAUCUCCUACAGUGACAGCGGGGACAUCGUGGCCAAGAGCAAGACAGCAGGGGAAGGCGAGAUGGUGAAGAUCAGGUCGAAUGCAGAGCGGGAGGUCAAGCGUAAAGACGACAUUGCAGAAGAAGACAGGGGCAACGUGAAGUCCUGUGAGGUCAAUUAUGUGAAAAAGUUUCAGAGUUUUCAGGAUCGGCGACUCCGAGUCAACGAGGAAGACACCUCAUCACUGAAGCGAGCCAGACUGGACGGGAAGUUCCAUGAAGAGUUGCUGGACAGGAGGAGCAAAAUGAAAGCAGACAGAUACUGCAAGUGAAGACUCAAGUUUGUAACUUGCUGAAAUGUUUUGUAAAUUUCUUUAUUUUUUAGAUUUGGCCAUUUGAUCUUACUUUUCAUGUAGUCUUAUAUUGUUUUUUAUCAUGGUAAUAAAAAAACAUGGUCAAAUCAGUGGUGUUGGUUCGUUCUUUCAAUUAAUAGAUAUUUGUCCUUUCACUUUGCUGUAGAGCUUUUUUUUUUUUAGUUUAACUUUUAGAGAUUGCCCUCUGUUUUGUAUGUCUAUGAAACAUUUUGUAAACGAAUCAGGCGACUGACUGGCCAGUAAAAUGUUACACGAACUGGAGCCGAGUUUGUAACACUCAAGGGAAACAACGGCUCAAAUUGAUCUUUAACUGACCUUUGAUUAAAGGUCAGAGUGUUUGUUUGAUGUAUUUAUGCAGAUUUUGAGUUGUUUUCUGUUGUGACAAAGAUAAAUGUCACCCACAAAACUAAUAAAUCCAUAAAAAAUGAAGUGUGUUGAAAAGGAAAUAAAGUGAAUUGGAUGUGCCCUCUACUCCAUCCCCUUGUUAGUCUCAUGCAUGAACCUUUGAUUCUUACACCAUGAAUAUUAAAUUGUCAAAUAAACACCUGUAAUUUUUUAAUUAACAUGAGCAGUGAAGGCUUAGAUUAAGCCAACAUGAAACUGGUGUUGUGUUCAUACAGUCAAAGUUUGGUGCAAGCUAGUCCAGAUCUUCCUCUUUGACCCUAUGAAAGUUUUCAUCCCAUAUCUUAAAUCUCAUGGCAGUGUCAACUUCAAGCCUUCUUCAAACUGUUUCAUCAAAGUCAGAAGCUGACACAGUCUCACAUGUUCACAUUUGUUCACGAGGUCAGAUCAUUUUUUUUAACAAGAAGUGGCUUAUUUUACAGCUGACUUUGUUUUGGUUAAAUAUGAUGUUUAAGCUUUUUAAUAUAAAUGCACAA